This is a messenger RNA of Aspergillus luchuensis, 555 nucleotides long. RefSeq lists its product as uncharacterized. The record is from RefSeq and is a predicted model, not a curated record. Lineage: Eukaryota; Fungi; Ascomycota; Eurotiomycetes; Eurotiales; Aspergillaceae. The transcript has 2 exons. Bases 1 to 555 code for a protein of 184 amino acids.
AUGGAAGAAGCAUUGACACCCUUUCUGCAAUAUACAGAAAAGGACCGUCGGUCUGACGCGCCUGCCUUUUCACUCGCUCUUCAAGGUCCGGGAAGACUGUCACGCACAUCUCCUUACCUGUUUCAUGUGACCCUACAGCGGGUGGAUGAGGUUAGCGAUCACUGUGUCUUUGCAUGGUACCCGCAGACCCAUGGCUUUGCUACCUCAAACGGGUUCAUUCUUCUUCAAUGUACCGCGCAGGGCGAGCUGCACCAAGUCAAACUCCCGGAGUAUACUAUACUCCCCCAACUAGAAUAUGGGCACUUCUCCCCUUACAAUAUCCAUAAGCCCGGCAAUGUUCAGCAAUAUUACGAUGUUAUCCCCGGCCGUCUUAUCCCAUACCUACAGACAGGCGAGCGAUAUGUACUCCUCUGGCCCGGUCAACAAUAUGGCUCAUGGAAUUGGACCGAUAAAGUAGAAAACUCUAAAGUCGUCUUGCCAGGCGGGCCCUUCCUAUCUUUCAGAGUCGAGGACAAUGAGAACAUGCCGAUCAUGCCGACGUUGAUCUCCGGGUGA